Pogona vitticeps (central bearded dragon) is the source of this 2981-nucleotide messenger RNA. Lineage: Eukaryota; Metazoa; Chordata; Lepidosauria; Squamata; Agamidae. The record is from RefSeq and is a predicted model, not a curated record.
CCUCCGUGGACGGUCUUGGCUGGGGCGGAGGGGCGGCCCCGGUUGGGUGCCCGUGAAGUGAGCAAGGCCUGAGGAGCCGCCGCGAGGAAGGGCGCCUCCAUUUCCCUCACAGCUGCAUUUAAAGGCAGACUCUGGUAUGUUACCAUGGACGGACAACACAAUCAUCCACAUCAUCUAGGGGACCAGAACAACCCACUCUGCAAGGUGGCGGGCCCGGAAUACCAGCACGAUGCACAAAGGCAUCUGACAUCAUACCCAUAUCGCUGCACCUUAGCAGACUUUCAGAUAGAAAAGAAAAUUGGACGAGGACAAUUCAGUGAAGUCUACAAGGCCACUUGCCUUCUGGACAGAAAACCAGUGGCAUUAAAGAAAGUGCAGAUAUUUGAAAUGAUGGAUGCCAAGGCUAGACAAGACUGUAUUAAAGAAAUAGACCUUUUGAAGCAACUGAACCACCCCAACAUAAUCAAGUAUUUGGAUUCCUUUAUUGAGGACAACGAACUCAAUAUCGUACUGGAACUAGCAGAUGCUGGUGACCUUUCUCAAAUGAUAAAGUAUUUUAAAAAGCAGAAGCGGCUCAUUCCAGAAAGGACGGUGUGGAAGUACUUUGUGCAGUUGUGCAGCGCAGUCGAACACAUGCACUCCCGCAGGGUGAUGCACAGAGACAUAAAACCUGCCAACGUGUUUAUAACCGCCACUGGAGUCGUGAAACUGGGGGAUCUCGGACUGGGCCGCUUUUUCAGCUCUAAAACCACUGCAGCACAUUCCUUAGUGGGAACACCUUACUACAUGUCCCCGGAAAGAAUCCACGAAAAUGGCUAUAAUUUUAAAUCAGAUAUCUGGUCUCUGGGCUGCUUAUUGUAUGAGAUGGCAGCUCUUCAGAGUCCCUUCUACGGUGAUAAAAUGAACCUGUUUUCUCUCUGCCAGAAGAUAGAGCAGUGCGAUUACCCACCUCUUCCGGCUGAACAUUAUUCUGAAAAGUUGCGAGAGCUAGUCAGCAUGUGCAUAUACCCGGAUCCUGAUCAGAGACCCGACAUUGGCUACGUGCACCAGCUAGCAAAACAGAUGCAUGUGUGGACCUCCAGCACUUGAAGAGUCGGCCGGCGCGCUCCAAGAAAAGCCGUCCCAGCUUAGUCUUACUUGAACCUUCUGUCUCCGACAAAUAACCAUGAGGUGCCUCGCCAAACUCCAGCGGGAAAGUUGAGCCCUUCCUAGGGAAGACGCUUUCCGAUUUCUGCAGGCCAUUUGCAGGAGCGCUCGCAGGGCGGAUCCGCUCUCCAGUGAAGGCUGUGAGGUGCUGCUGCAAGUGUGCGUUGCUUUCUAAAAAGCCAAUAACAUGUUACAGAUGUAGAUCACUUUAAAAGAUCCUUUCUUAAAACUGUUGUGUGUAAUCUAGGUUAGGCUAUAAUAGCAAGGGUUUCUCAUUUGUGUUGUUCGACACGCCCCUUGUAUCUUAACUAAUGUGAAAUAUUGAAAUAAUUCCUUUGGUGAAAUCACUUUAUACUAAUGUAAGAAUUACAGUAGAUUUUUUUUGAUGUAAUUUGUGUAACGGCUACUUUGCCUCUUUUGCUAAUGGUUCAUAGCAAGUUCGGUUUCUAGUUCAUAUAUUUUUUAAAAGAAACGUCCAGCCUGGAGUUUUAUAUUCCCCUCCAUUGUCAGAAUGGGAGCGAGGGAACAUGUUUGAAGAUUUUUUAAAAAAAAUGAAUUUAAACGUUAGGACGAGUAUUUUAUGAUGCAGUUUAUUUGUCACUAUAUGGGUGCAUUCAGUGAGGGCUCCAGCAUAGGCCUCAAACCAAAGCUUUUUUUGGGCCGGGGGUGGGGUCAGUUUCUGAGCCAGUGCUGGCAGAUAUUAUGAGAAUCUCAGUAGCCAUUCUUACAUGACCAGUGUUAACUGUAAGCAAAAAAAAAGUCUGGGCUUGGGGGAAAGAUACACUUUUUGUAAAAUUAGUGGUAGUUAAGCCACCUAUAACUAUUCUGAAGCAGUGUUUUCGACAUGCAUUGACCAUGAAAUAAGGUAAGUUAAAAGAAAUCCUGUUGAAAUGCAAAACGAUCACCCACACUUAUUAACUGUGAAAACUCAGAUAUGAAUGUGAAUGUUUUAGACAAGCUGAUUUGAAGGAAGUGAAAAGGCUUAAAAUUUUCAUUUACAUGGGUUUUAGGUCAGCCAGAUCAGUUUCACUGACUUGGUGGUUCCUUUUCUUUUGGCCACAGAAAACCAUCACUGGAUGGCUGCUAGUCAGCUGGCGGGAAGCCAGGUUCCUCUUUUGGAUUUUGGGGGGGAGGGGUUGCUUGGUCUGCUUCAGUUUUUCUGAAGAUGAUGUUCUUAAGACAGGGAAGACCAGUACUUUAUAAGGCGAAACGUAGCCUCUAGGCUUGGUAUUCGAAGCAGCUUCUCUCCUCCCGAGAAACAGAAGAGUAAGCAUCUGUCCUUCCAGUGAAUUUCUCUCACUUGCUCACUCCCUGCCUUUAAAGGACGAGGGCAGUGCCAACAACUAAUCAAUUUUGAAACAAUCCUCCAAAGUGUUAAUAUCAGUGUUUAAUUGCUGUGAAAGAUGCUGGCAGUGCAAACUCAGAGGGAAGUCCAGCCUAUCGAUCUCCUUCGAGAGCUGGGGAAAUUUCAGCUUUAUUGCAAAGACAGCAGCACUGUCUUCUACAAUUCUGUGCUCAACUGCUUAUAAACUCUUGCGGGUGGGGGCUUUGUCUUUCAAGGCAAGUAAAGGGUAUUUCCUUUAUGGCGCUUCAGGUUUCCUUUGAACUAUAUAUGACUGUCUUUGCAGCGGGUAGGUUGCAACGUGGAAUAAUAGGUCUCUCUGGCUGUUGGGAAGCUUCAAAUUUCAGGUGGGUCUGUUAAAUCUGGUCUCCGCUUGCUCUGUAAGGUCUAGUAGUGCUUCAGUAAAUGUAUUUCCAAAGAAAUUUUUGCAACUGUGCAUUUUUAGGUAAGACAUAAAAUGAUUUACAAAAUAAAGUUUUCUUUGUAAAAAGAA